CAUUUUUUUAUCAGUUAGUACCCCAACAAAGUUUUUAAAAAAGAGCACCACGAAUCCCAACACUCGAGAUUGUUUUAGUCUUCGACGGGAGUUGGUUUAGACAAUUAGUUCAAGUAGAACCUCAAUUAAAAUCAAUUCAAAAUGAGUUACUCGUGGGAUCAGCGUGUCGAAUUCAUCGUUCGUCACAUGUACGAUUUGGACAACAACGGCUUCCUGGACAACAACGAUUUCCAGUGCAUGGCGCUGCGUGCCACCGUUAUCGAGGGCAAGGGCAACAUCAACCAGGCUCGCCUCACAGAAUACAGAACCAUCAUGAAGGCACUGUGGGAUGAGAUCUCUGCCCUUGCCGAUUUCGAUAAGGACGGUAAAAUCACCACCGAAGAAUUCAAACAAGCCGUUAAGCAGACCUGCGUUGGCAAACCAUACUCCGAAUUCCCCAAGGCCAUGAAGGCGUUCAUCGAUGCACACUACAAAAUGAUGGACACCGACAACGACGGUCUUGUCAGCAUAGCGGAGUACCGUUACAACUGCAUCACCCGGAUCGCUCUGGAUGACAUCAAACUGGUCGAUGAUUCCUACAACCAACUUGUCAGCGACGAAGACAACAAACGCGGUGGAAUCACCCUGCAGAGAUACCAGGAACUAUACGCCCAGUUCAUGGGCAACGAAGACCCCAAAUGCCCGGCCAUCUUCCUGUAUGGCCCAAUCCCAGAAUAAACUGUUUAAACCAACAUUCGAAGAUUCACCACCCAAGCAACAGAAAUCCACCAACAACCGUACUGCUUUUGCUUAACAGUAAACUAACACCAUCAGGUUUAAGUAUUGAGCAUUAAGAAAAAAAAUAGAGCGAUGCUAGUAGUGAGAAAGAGGAAUCUAACUAAAUCAACUUCUCGACAUCAGACAACAUCCUGAUUCGAAUACUAAAACAUCCCAACUGACUAAAUAAAGCAAACAUCAAAACGUAAAA
This is a messenger RNA of Topomyia yanbarensis, 967 nucleotides long. RefSeq names its product sarcoplasmic calcium-binding protein 1 (gene Scp1). Bases 142 to 717 code for a protein of 191 amino acids. The record is from RefSeq and is a predicted model, not a curated record. The transcript has 6 exons. NCBI's taxonomy places the organism in Eukaryota, Metazoa, Arthropoda, Insecta, Diptera, Culicidae. Gene Ontology annotation, molecular function: calcium ion binding.